AUGGCUGUAACAGCGCCACCAAAAUUAAGUAGGUAUGUUUAUGAUUUCCCAAAGGGCGAUAUAUCUGGGUUAAGGAACAAUCUCGCUAAUGACUGUUUAUUAUCCUGUAUUUCCGACGGUCACGAAGAUGUAAAUUUAGACUGGUCUAAGGGCCUGUUCAUAUGAGCCCGGUUAACCGAGCUGGCCCGCUUUGCCGAGCUGGCCCGCUUUGCUUUCACAUGAGGCGGGCUAGCCCGGCAAUCAUAUCUAUUCAUGGUAACGAUUUCCCGCGAUAUUUUAGCGGGAAAAUAAAAUUCGUGUUUAUUUGGCAAAAUUUUAUUUUUGUCGACGGCAACAGCUUCAGGAGGUUUAAUUUCGAUAAAUUCCUAUAGUUUUGGACAUUUUAGACUGUUUAUCAGUGGAAUAAAGCACGCAAAUUUCCAGCCGGGCUAGCCCGGUUGUGCAUUCAUAUGAGCCCGGCAAGCCGGGAUCUCGCCUCCCUCAAGCGAGAUCCCGGCAAACCGGGCUGGCCCGCUUCUCAUAUGAACCCAAUCCUAAAUUAAUAUACAAACAAUAUGUGAGGCGGGAUCUCGGCACUUGAAAACCAGCCCGGCAGAGCAGGGCCCAUAUGAACAGCCCCUAACUGGAAGGAAACAUUUAUAUCGAUUGUAGAUCAAUUCAUUCCGAAACGCAAAAUUAAGGACAGAAAUUCGCCACCAUGGAUCAAUGCAGAAAUUAGACAUUUGCUUAACAAGAAAGAAACCAUUCGCAGAAAACUUAGCACUAAUUCGAGUAAUUCCCUGAAGAAAAAUUAUCGCGACAUUCGAGCAUUGACAAAGCGAUUGAUCAAGGAAAGUCGAUCUUCGUACUUUGACAAAGUUGGCGCUGAAAUAUUUACUAAUCCCAAGCGAUUUUGGUCGCUCAUUAAGGCUUUUACUAAAUCUUCAAACUGUGGAAAUGUCCCUAACUCCGUAUCCCUUCAUGCAGAUUCUUCUGAUAAUAUCACCCUAACUGCAAAUAAUCCGCAAGAUAUAGCCAAUUUGCUUAAUACGUAUUUCCACUCAGUGCAAAUUCCAUUCUUAUUUCCCAAUCCACCUGAAAAUUAUAACCCCUCCGUAGUUUCCCAAAUCGAUAUACCACCUCUGGAAAUUACCAUCACCGAAGUAGAACAUCAACUGAAAACCUUAAAUGUAAAUAAAGCUAAAGGUCCGGAUGGUAUACCAGGUCGAUUGCUAAAAGAAUGCGCUGAAGAGAUUAGUCCUUCGUUGACAAAAUUAUUUAACAAAUCAUUAUGUACAGGAAUGGUUCCCACAGAGUGGAAGCUUGCCAACAUUAUUCCACUCUUUAAAAAUAGUACCAAAGGACACUUGGAAAAUUAUAGGCCUGUAUCAUUACUGUCUCUUGUCUCUAAGAUACUACUGUAG
This is a messenger RNA of Paramuricea clavata, 1403 nucleotides long. NCBI's taxonomy places the organism in Eukaryota, Metazoa, Cnidaria, Anthozoa, Malacalcyonacea, Plexauridae. The record is from the annotation of a GenBank genome assembly.